AUGGCGACUGAAUUGUGCCCCGUUUACGCGCCCUUUUUCGGCGCGAUUGGCUGUGCCUCGGCCAUCGUAUUUUCGUCGUUCGGCGCCGCCUACGGAACUGCCAAGUCCGGUGUCGGUGUGUGUGCCACCAGUGUGUUGAGACCAGACUUGCUGGUCAAGAACAUCGUCCCCGUGGUCAUGGCCGGUAUCAUUGCCAUUUACGGUCUGGUGGUGUCCGUGCUGGUGUGCUACUCGCUGACCCAGAAACAGGCCCUGUACACCGGGUUUAUCCAGCUCGGUGCAGGUUUGUCCGUUGGUCUCAGUGGUCUUGCCGCCGGUUUCGCCAUCGGUAUCGUCGGUGACGCCGGUAUCAGAGGUAAUGCCCAGCAACCUCGUUUGUUCGUCGGUAUGAUUUUGAUUUUGAUUUUCGCAGAAGUUUUGGGUCUUUACGGUCUGAUCGUCGCCUUGCUCUUGAACUCUAGAGCUACCCAGGACGUUGUGUGUUAA
Molecule: messenger RNA, 486 nt
Organism: Lachancea meyersii CBS 8951
Lineage: Eukaryota; Fungi; Ascomycota; Saccharomycetes; Saccharomycetales; Saccharomycetaceae
Source: the annotation of a GenBank genome assembly